Papaver somniferum (opium poppy) is the source of this 2351-nucleotide messenger RNA. RefSeq lists its product as uncharacterized. Gene Ontology annotation, biological process: retrograde transport, endosome to Golgi. Gene Ontology annotation, cellular component: Golgi membrane; Ric1-Rgp1 guanyl-nucleotide exchange factor complex. Bases 165 to 1820 code for a protein of 551 amino acids. The transcript has 13 exons. NCBI's taxonomy places the organism in Eukaryota, Viridiplantae, Streptophyta, Magnoliopsida, Ranunculales, Papaveraceae. The record is from RefSeq and is a predicted model, not a curated record.
GGUACGGUCAGUCAUAGUCAUUCUCUUGACAUUUCACGCCCUCUUUCUCUCCAUUGCUCGUUCCAUCAUUGAUCUAGGUUCCUUUCCCUCCAUGUUUUCUAUUAAUAAUCUUCGUAUUGCAAAUUUGGGAAUUACUUUACGGGUGGAAAAUUUGCAUUGAGGAAAUGCCGCCAAAGGGUUCAUGGGGGUUCUCUCUCUUUGGAAACGGGGAUUCUGUCUCCGUCGAAAGAAAUAUUGAUGGGUCUCUCAAAAAUUCUCCCUCUCCUCCUUUGAGAUUACAAUUAGAUAAAGAUGUCUACAGGCCUGGGGAUCUAGUUUCUGCUACUAUUCAGAUUCACAACCAUUGUACCCCUACUGAUCAAUCUGAAAUUCAGCAGGAAGAUGACGAUGAUGCUUGCUCACUUCUGGUGGAAAGACUUGGGUUUGAAAUCAUUGGGACUGAAAAAUUGGAUACUCAGUGGUUCUCAUUGCAGAAGCCAUUACCUGGAACAAAGCAUAGAAGAGGUGAGAAGAUCUUCCUGGACUGUUCGACACCUCAUGUGGUUUCAAAUCAGAUUGUCUCUGCUGGUGCCACCAAAACUUAUAUAGUCAGAACGGAACUACCUGAUGAUAUACCACCAUCAUACAGGGGUACAACCAUUCGUUAUUUUUACUAUGUUAGAACUACAUUAUCUGGGAGACUGCUGGCAUUGGAGAGAGGUUCUCGCCAAGACUCAAUAAACGAAACAAUAAUACUGGAAGAUCGUAUUCCAUUGCAAAUAUGGGUGACACAGAAAACCAGUGGCAUGCUAACUGAAGAUCAAAGUGAUGGAAUUUUGCAGGCUGCGACCAUCUCAAAGGACAUAUACUGGAAGGAGAAGGAUUCUGAUUCUGAAUGGGCAAGAGCCAAUGAAACAUUUGAUGGAGGUGAAGAAGGAUAUGACAGCUCAAGGGAUGAGACAUUGUCUGUUUCUUCCUACAAUCCCUCAAAGGGAAAUUUAAACACCGCUUUUGGAAGUUCUUUGUCCUUGCAAUCAGCUGCAACGAGGUUUUCAAACAAGGAUGUUCUACAUUUACAAGGAGAACGCUCUAGCUUAUCUUCAUAUCUGGCACUUCCUCGUGUAUCUGUUGCUGAAGUCUUGCAUGAUUCGAGUGGUGAUGUAUUGUCCCCGGGUAAGAAGUCUCCUGCUAUUCUGUCUCCUAGUAAGCAGAGAAAGCAUGCCUUUUCCCCUGAUGAAGAUACCGGAGUUUCUCCUGUUGCUGGGACUUCUGAACCUGCAGCAUCAGAAGGCUUUGUGCGAGGGAGAUCCUACAAUAUUAGACUAGAUGACCAAGUGUUGCUCCGGUUUUCUCCAAAAAAUUCUGAUUCGACAUACUACUUCAGUGACAUGAUUGGGGGCACUUUGACUUUCUUUCAUGAAGAAGGGGCUAGGAGAUGCCUUGAGGUCUCAAUAACCUUAGAAACUUCAGAAACAAUAAGUCAGCGUUUUGUCCAUCUUUCGCGUAGAAAUGCUCCUAUGCUUACAAAGAUUCAGAGCGAUCAUUAUGAGGUUGUUGCGGAUUUAGUACAGACGAGCUUUCUUUUCUCUAUUCCCAUGGAUGGGCCCAUGUCUUUUUCGACUCCCCUUGUUUCUGUACAAUGGGCUCUUCGGUUCGAGUUCUUCACCACCCCUAAGAAUGUGGAUUGGAGAAGAUACGAGCAUCCUCUUCUUAUUGAGGGAAGAGAUAAAGGGGAAUGGGUACUUCCGAUAGCUGUACACGCACCUCCACCGCGAGCUCAGCCUACUAAUACAAGAAAUGAGAGGUCUGAUUCUUUCGGACCCAUGUGGAAUCGUAACUGAAGGUUCAAAUCUUUUCUGGGCGAAGGGUUAUAACAAGGCCGAUGAUGCUAAUAACAGAGAUUUAUUAUCUAUGUGGCAGUCAGUUAUUAUAUAGAGCCUUUAAAUCACAAAUAGUAUCAAGAAACAGAUAAUUUAGGUUAAGUUUUUUUUUUAAUUUUUGUGUGCAGGCCUCUAUGGGUUGUGUUGCAACAUAAAUCUUUGAAAACCAUUGAACUGAACUUCGGCUAGAUUCCUUCCAGAGCCGUGUUAUGGACUAGGCCAGCUAGCCUGUUGCCUAGAGCAUCAUACUGGUGGGGCCCGAAAUUUUAAUUUUUCUUACAGUUUUUUCUUCUUCUUUUUUUAAUGUUACUUUUAGAUAGUGCAAGUCAGAUGACGAAAUUGCAAUUGACUAGGUUUUGUGCGCCAAGACUUUUGUCCAUUGUAUGUUUGUUGUUCUGACCGCCAUAAGCAUGCCCCAUGUUUCCCCACUUAAACCGUGGUUAUUCCCAGAUGUUGUGCCAUUGUUAUGAUCAUGGUAGAAAAUUCCCAUUA